Mycena indigotica is the source of this 2454-nucleotide messenger RNA. RefSeq names its product Cellobiose dehydrogenase. The record is from RefSeq and is a predicted model, not a curated record. Lineage: Eukaryota; Fungi; Basidiomycota; Agaricomycetes; Agaricales; Mycenaceae. Gene Ontology annotation, molecular function: flavin adenine dinucleotide binding; oxidoreductase activity, acting on CH-OH group of donors. The transcript has 27 exons. Bases 1 to 2454 code for a protein of 817 amino acids.
AUGUUUAAGAUCCAAGGGUCAGAAUCUUGUUGCAACUCCUCCGAACAUGUUGUUACGCCGGUUCCUGGCCAUUCUGCCCUUGUCCUGUCGCAAGCUGCGGCACCUUAUGUCGACUCAGAAAACGGCAUAUCUUUCUGGGGAAUCACCGAUGCAGCUCAUGGUGUAACAUAUGGUCAUGUCUUUCCCCCACUCGCAACCUCUGGAGCACAACCAACGGAGUAUAUUGGAGAAAUAGUUGCGCCUGUGGCAAACAAAUGGGUCGGUUUCUCCAUGAGUGGAAGCAUGAUUUCCUCUCUACUUAUUGCUGCAUGGCCGAACAACGGCAACAUUGUUUUCACCACUCGAUACGCGACAAGCAAUGUCCUUCCCGAUGUGUACACUGGACCUGUUAUCACCACUCUUCCCAGCAGUCACGUUAAUUCAACGCACUGGAAGUGGGUUUAUCGGUGUCAAAACUGCACUACCUGGAAGAACGGUGGAAGUAUCGACGUCAAUUCGACGUCCUCCGUUCCCGCAUGGUGUGCUUCUACCAUUGCUGUUGACAAUCCAGCGAACCCCGCAACGACUAUGGUUCAGCACACUGACUUCGGCUUCUACUUCUUCCCCUUUGGCACUGCGCAUGUUUCAGCUGCUCUUUACAACAACUGGGCUGCGGGAGGCACUGGAGGUACCCUCAAUUUACUCCUCUACAAUUUCCCCUCAGCUCGUAACAGGCGGCACUGGCGGUGGCUCCUCAUCAUCGACCACCACUACCAGCGUGGCCCCACCAACACGAACGGCAACUCCGUAAUGAUACUCCUUCAAAUCUCUUCGUUCUCUGCUCAUAUGCUUCUUAGUGUGGAUUAUAUCAUCGUCGGCAGUGGCCCUGGCGGUAUCAUUGCCGCGGAUCGCAUAUCUCAGGCAGGUAAAUCGGUACUGCUUCUGGAACGGGGAGGACCAAGUACAGGAGAAACGGGGGGCACAUACCAAGCCAACUGGACUAAGGGGACGAAUCUCACCAAGUUCGAUGUUCCAGGGCUGUUUGAGAGUAUGUUCACCGACGCAAACGACUUCUGGUGGUGCAAAGACAUCACCGUAUUUGCUGGUUGUCUUGUGGGUGGAGGAACGUCUGUCAACGGCGCACUCUACUGGCUCCCUUCCGACAACGACUUUGCUUUGUCAGCUGGAUGGCCUUCCCAAUGGACCAACCAUCAACAGUAUACGUCAAUGCUCAAGGCCCGUCUGCCGCCGACAGAUGCGCCUUCUACAGACGGCAAACGAUAUCUUGAACAAGUCUCCACCGUAGUUGCGAAUAUGCUCAUUCCUCAGGGUUAUCGCAAUGUUACGAUCAAUGAUUCGCCGAAUGCCAAAGAUCACGUUUACGGCUAUGCUGCCUACGAUUUCAUAGGCGGUCAACGUGGUGGGCCGGUCGCAUCGUACCUGCGAACCGCCAAAGCCAGGAAGAACUUCCAGCUCCAAAUGUAUACGAAUGUUUUGAACGUCGUUCGCAACGGGUCACAAAUUACUGGCGUCAAAACCAACGACACGAGUGUCAAGGACGGAUUCUUCCCUCUGAACCCCAACGGUCGUGUAAUCCUUUCGGGAGGGACCUUUGGCAGUGCACGCCUUCUUUUCCGAAGCGGAAUUGGCCCGACGGACAUGAUCAACCUCGUCAAAAACGAUCCUGUUGCUGGACCGAACCUGCCUCCUUCAUCGCAGUGGAUCAAUCUUCCCGUUGGCUACAAUGCAUAUAAUCCCUCCAUCAAUAUGGUCUUCACACAUCCAACCGUCGACUCGUACAACAACUGGGCAACGGUGUUCACUGAUCCACCAGCAGCCGACGCAGCUCAGUACCUCAAAAACCGCUCAGGCAUAAUGGCGCAGGCAUCGCCACGACUCAACUUCUGGAGUGCAUUGGGUGGGAGCGACGGCACUACGCGUUGGUUGCAAGGCACCGCACGUCCUGGAGCCGCUUCAAUCACAACAACCUUACCUUAUAACAUGAGGCGGUCAAAUCUUCACUAUAACCGCAUAUCUGUAGUCGGAAUCAAGUCGCGAGGACGCAUUGGAAUCAAUGCUGCCCUGAACGGCGUGCCUCUCGUGAACCCGUGGCUUAAUGAUGCAGGCGAUAAAUCUGCGCUGAUCCAAGGACUGAAGAACAUCAUUUCCACAGUCCCGCAAGUCUCCGGCCUCCAACUUAUCAUGCCGGACAACACAAUGACCAUGGAGCAAUAUGUCGCGGCUUACGACCCUUCGACUAUGAAUUCAAACCAUUGGGUGGGUUCUAAUAUCAUUGGGACUAGUGCUGGACAAGCUGUCGUGGAUGUGAACACGAAAGUAUUUGGCACGAACAAUCUCUUCGUUGUGGAUGCCAGCAUCAUACCAACGUUGCCAUAUGGGAACCCACAUGGACACAUCAUGAGCGUAGCAGAGCAGGCAGCAGCAAAGAUUCUCGCGUUGGCGGGUGGGCCGUGA